AGUACUCCUUUUGUCUGCUUGAAGUUCUUCCGCGCGAUCCCUUGCUCUUUCUCAGCUGUAGAGGGCUUCCGUGUACAGCAACCAGAUGGUGGCAAAGCGCUAUUUAGCUCUGAAAGCGUUCCGUGGCACGUGGAUGGCAUGGGACGAGUAGCGUGUCAACACUGCGUUGGUGGUCAAGGUGCUUUCAAAGCAAGACGAAAGGGUUGUGCAAGUGCUUUGUCUGUGGCCUUUGCCCGACCCAGCACACACACCGGAGAAAUGAGGUCCAAACGGGCGUGUGACACACGCAUGCACGUUCUUUGGCGCCAGGGUGUGACAAAGUGGGGAGCUGCCAAGCUGAGACAUUGUUUGGGAAGCGCUCGGGACGAGGCAGCCAUGGAGGAUUUGUGUCGACUGACUGGGCGCUUUGGAUCCUCUGUGGGUGAGUUGAAAGACCUUUGCAUUUCCAUUUUCUUCCAAUUGUGACUGUGUAAAUUGCAACGACAAAAGAAAGUGCUCAUGUGGAGCGCAGUGAAGAGCACCGUGGCGCGGCGUCUGCCCAGUCGUUGCGGCCCGCGUCCCACUCGUACGUUGUCAGGACUGGAACGCCACGUGGUACAGCAGCGAGCCGGAGCUGACGCGGUGCUUCCAGCACACCGUCCUGGUUUGCUUGCCGUGCGUCUUCUUGUGGGCGAGCUGUCCCGUCCACCUGCUUUGCCUGCGCCUGCGGCCCCGCCGACCGCCCCUCCCGCUCUCCUUGCUGUGCUGCGCCAAGAUGCUGCUGAGCUUCACCUUGGCCUCCAUGAGCCUCCUGGAGAUUUUCGACCUCCUGGUGAAGAAGAAAGAGGAGGAGCUCCAGCAGCAUCACGCCGUUUUCCUGCUGGUUCGAUGCUUCACUCUGGUGUGUCCCGUCCGUGCGACCGGCCCCGCCCCUCCGCUCUGCGAGACUUGAGCAGCUCCUUGAGCAGGUAUGGAAGACCUGGUUCAACACACAAGUGGGCCUGGCUGUUGCCAUGGUGACAGGCAUGACCCCCCCCCCACGCCUUCCCCUUUUGUCAGCUGCCAAAAGUCACAGCAGCCCGAAGAACAAUUUCCAUGUUCAUUUUGGGCAGGCUUGCCAAAAACGUGUUAAUGCCUGAUCCAGACGGCCAUCCGCCUCCACUUCCGCCACUGCACCGUCCUCACCAUCGCGCACCGUCAUGGACUGCGACAGGUGAGCGCGGCAGGCAGCCAGCGCUGAAUGUUGCGCCUCCGUUUUGCCUUCAGGAUCAUGGUGAUGGAGCGCGGCGGCGCCGUGGUGGAGGUGGACGCCCCCGCGCGGCUCAUCCGCCAACAAGGACACUUUUACCAAAUGUGCCGACAGGCCGGAUUAGUCUGAGCCACGUGUGCAGGAUCCCGUCCCAUCCGGUCCCAGUUUGUUCAGUGCUGGCUGCGGCCGGCCGUGCAUGGGUUGCGUGUGUGCGCUGACCCCGCCGCAGCACGGGUCGCCACUUCCUCUUGGAGGCGCAGAUAAGGCACGCAGCCCUUUUUCCACGCUCACCUGGGACCUUUCCCGACACCACCAAAUGAUUUGUGACCAAGUAGGCUAAUAAUACUGAUACAAAUCCAGCGGAAAAACGCUUGAGGUGCCAGUCCAAAGUGUUGCGCAAUAAACUCGGAGUGCUUUGUCAGAGAAACGUGCGUGUGCGCCUGUUUGUGCUGGAUUAUUUGUGCAGUUUCAAGGAUUGUGACUGCAGGUUUGUCUCCUUGUGCAAAUGGUGCGGGAUCCACAUCGCUCCCUCCCACUCCCCCCUUGAGAGGAACGUGAGCAGAAUCCAAACGACCGGGAAGUGACGGGCGCCCAACGGAACAUUCUUCCCUGGACUCGUCCCGUGACGUCAGCAAGGAUCCGCGCUCCCAUUGGCCCGAGCGUCCCCUAAAAGGCCCGCGCGGCCCGCCGACCCGCAUCCCGCUGAAAGAUGUGGCGUUCGUCGUGGUCUUGUCAGCUGCUGGUGGCCGUGGUGGCGUCCUCGGCGUGGUGCUUGGAGCCAGAGAGCGCGGAGGCGGGUCCGCGCCGCGCCCGCUUCUCCUCCAACAGCCCCGCGGAGGUGGCGCGCUGCCUGAACGGCGCGGUGGCGGUGGGUUGCGGAUUCUUCUCCUGCCUGGAAAACUCCACUUGCGACACGGAUGGGAUGCACGAGAUCUGCGAGCUGUUCCUGCAAGCUGCCGCCACCUUCGAUACGGAGGGCAAGACGUUUGUGAAGAAGAGUCUGCACUGCGUGGCCCAGGGCAUCGGCAGCAAAGUGUUCCAGACCAUCCGCCGCUGCAACAUCUUCCAGAGGAUGAUCGCCGAGGUGCAGGAGGAAUGCUUGGUGGCGCACGACAUCUGCGGUGCGGCGCGCCGAAACCCGCAAGCCUUCGCCGACGUGGUGCAAGUGCCCACGCACUUCCCCAACAGGUACUACAGCACGCUGCUGCAGACGCUGCAGGCGUGCGACGAGCAGACGGUGGCGGCGGUGCGCACGGGCCUGCUGGGCCGUUUGGGCCCCGACGUGGAGACCUUCCUGCAGAUGGUCCGCAACAAAGACUGCGAGGCGGGCGGAGCCGCCGCCGCUGCCUUCGAGGACCCGUCCGCCUGGAGGAACGUGCCCGUUUUCAACGUGCAGCCCGGCUUCCGGGGACGCGACCCCACCCACCUCUUCGCCCGCAAGCGUUCGCUGGACCGCCAGGGACCCGCCGGCCGGCACGGGUAGAACAUGCCGCUGUACUUACUAUGUGGGAGUAUUGGGAGGACAACAAAGCAAGCAGAAUCAGAAAAAUAAAAAAUAAGAAAUCAAAAUAACGUACGUUUGAAUUCAAUAUUGUCAAGGCUUCGAAAAAUGAGGGAUUUUUUUUUUUCAUCAAAACCACAAAAUGCAUGUAGGAAAGGGCUACACUUACUUCACUUGUGUGUGUUGGGUGCGUGCGUGUGUGGAUGUGGGUGCGUGCGGGAUUGAUUCUUGGGUUGAUCAUACAAGUUAAGAAAUGGCUUUAAAAAAAUAGCUCAUGCAUAGCAAGGUUGUUUUAAUAAUAAUUAAUAAUUCAU
Messenger RNA from Syngnathus typhle (broad-nosed pipefish), 3043 nucleotides. Its product is annotated as stanniocalcin-like. Gene Ontology annotation, cellular component: extracellular region. The transcript has 5 exons. The record is from RefSeq and is a predicted model, not a curated record. Lineage: Eukaryota; Metazoa; Chordata; Actinopteri; Syngnathiformes; Syngnathidae. Gene Ontology annotation, molecular function: hormone activity. Bases 1938 to 2711 code for a protein of 257 amino acids. Gene Ontology annotation, biological process: intracellular calcium ion homeostasis.